Nezara viridula (southern green stink bug) is the source of this 2679-nucleotide messenger RNA. The record is from the annotation of a GenBank genome assembly. Lineage: Eukaryota; Metazoa; Arthropoda; Insecta; Hemiptera; Pentatomidae.
AUGAUUGAAAGUGUAUCUCGGCGUGCUUUUGGUGGCUCAAGUGGGACUUAUAACGUUAGAGCUACAGAACUAGCAAGGGAUAGGAGGCUUAAAACAUUGACAGUUACUGUUAUUUUUUUAGAUGACACCAAACAAUUAUUUCAGCUAGAGAAACGUGCGAAAGGACAUGUGCUGUUAGAACUUGUUUUCCAACAUCUUGAGCUUGUUGAAAAGCAUUACUUCGGGCUCCAGUUUUCUGAUAAUGGUGUUCCUCCUACACCAGCUAAUGCUGACAUGAAGCGAUGGCUAGAUCCUGCGAAACCAGUAAAGAAACAAAUGAGAGGACAUGGUUACUUUUAUUUGAGAGUAAAAUUUUAUGUGUCAGACCCUAGCAAGUUACAAGAAGAGUACACUCGUUAUCAUUUCUACCUUCAGAUCAGGAAGGAUAUAUUGAAUGGGAAACUUAUCGUGCCUCCGUCCACUGCCUGCCUUCUCGCUAGCUACAUGGUGCAAUCUGAACUUGGAGAUUAUCAUCCAGAUGAUCAUGGUCCGAAAUACCUGUCAGGAAUGCAACUCAUCCCAGGACAGAGUGAAGAAAUGGAAAGGAAGAUAGCAGAACUCCACAAGUUACAUAAAGGACAAACACCAGCUGAUGCUGAAUUCAACUUCUUAGACCACGCUAAAAGGUUGGAUAUGUAUGGAGUUGAUUUACAUCGAGCUAGGGAUUCGGCGAAUAAAGAGUUGCAGUUGGGUGUCACCUCAACUGGACUUGUUGUCUUUCAGAACGGUGUUAAGAUCAACAAUUUCUCUUGGGGAAAGAUAGUAAAAAUUUCUUUUAAAAGGAAGCAAUUCUUUAUUCAGUUACGAAGGGAGCCUAGUGAAAGCUACGACACCCUUCUUGGGUUCAAUGUAGUGACCUACAGGUCUUGCAAAGUUCUCUGGAAGUCUUGUGUAGAACAUCAUACCUUCUUCAGACUUCAUUCUCCUGCAGUGAGACGCCGUACUCCGUUGCCAAUCGGAUCAAGAGUUUAUUACUCUGGCAGAACUGAGCUUCAGGCGAUAGAGGAAGCGAGACUUCGGCCUAGAGUUGAGCGGACUUUUAUAAGGUGCUCCAGUCGUAAGUUGGUUGUAAGUACUCCUGAUGACAAGAAUAGACCUCUUGGGGUAACUAAUUCGACGAGAUCUUCUCGAGCGUACGAUAACAAAGUGACUUCGCUUUCAAGGGAACCUAGGAGAGCAUGGGGAGAGAACUCGCCCAAUAAUAUUGAUGACGAUGGAGGUUUCCUGGAUCGAACGAUAGAGGAGUCGAGGGCGUUUACACCAGUUCUCCCGGCUAGGACUAUUUCUUAUGCCGAUGAAGAACCUGACAGUGAGAGACCGACGACUGCCUCUGGCCUCUACGACCUUUCCCAUUACAGUCCUCAGUCAAGCCCCCACCUAACUUCUCAGGUCGAGGAAGGAAUUGUUUUCAUCAGGAUGACACCAGAUGAAGAAGGGAGGUUUGGCUUCAAUGUGAAAGGUGGGAGCGAUCUAGCGAUGCCGAUCCUAGUAUCCCGAGUGGCUCCAAACACUCCUGCAGACAGGUGCUAUCCUAAGCUUAAUGAAGGGGACCAGGUGCUAUGUAUAAAUGGAAUUGAUGUCGGUGGAAUGUUACAUGAACAAGUUGUAAAUCUGAUCAGAGCAUCGAGGGAUGCUCAUGGUGGAGAACUGGUUUUAACAGUCCGUCCAAGCAGUGUAUACGAGGCUGGUACCUGCCCUGAAGAGAAGGAAGAAGAGCCCCUGUAUCAAUACGUUAGUGAUACAAGUGUCGGCAGAGACUCGUUGGAACAGUCCAUUGGCCUGCUUCGUGAAGGUUUGAUGUCUGGAUCCUUGGUUCUAGCGUUCGAUCGUCUCUACAGAAAGAAGCCAGGGUUGACAACUACACAGGCAGCUCUUCCCCAGAACACCAAUGCCAACAGAUACACUGAUAUAUUACCAUAUGAUCUGACUCGAGUUAUUCUCGAGUCUGGAGUAAAUGGUGACUAUAUUAAUGCGAACUAUGUCAAUAUGGAAAUCCCUGGUUCAGGCAUCAUCAACCGCUAUAUCGCCACACAAGGCCCUUUAGUAAAUACAGUUGGUGACUUCUGGACGAUGGUAUGGGAGGCAGGGAGCUGCCUGGUUGUAAUGGUAACCAGUCUCAUGGAGCGUGGUAGGGCCAAGUGUCACAAGUACUGGCCAAACAUUGGUGAGACGUUAGAAGGUGCAGGCCUGCGUCUCAAGUCUGUCCGUGCCCAGUACAACAACCCAGCUGGCUUCAUAUCUAACACUCUUACUCUGACUCAUCUUCAGAGUGGUGUUGAAAGAGAAAUAACCCAGCUCCAAUAUAUUGGUUGGCCUGAUCAUGGUGUACCUGAUAAUGCUGCAGUCUUCUUGCAGUUCAUAGCUGAAGUCCGGAGGUUCAGGGUUGGUAUGGUAGAACCAACGAUUGUCCAUUGUUCGGCGGGUAUCGGUCGCACUGGUGUUCUGAUCCUGAUGGAAACAGCACUUUGCCUGAUUGAGGCUAACCAGCCAGUUUAUCCGCUGCAAAUCGUGCAACAUAUGAGAGACCAGAGAGCCAUGAUGGUGCAAACUUCGAGCCAGUUUCGUUUUGUAUGUACCUGUAUCCUUCAUGCCUACACAGAAGGUAUUUGCAAGCCCUUACCUGAGUAUUUAUAUCCGUGA